Medicago truncatula (barrel medic) is the source of this 975-nucleotide messenger RNA. Its product is annotated as phosphatidylinositol transfer protein 3. Bases 101 to 868 code for a protein of 255 amino acids. The transcript is spliced from 6 exons. The record is from RefSeq and is a predicted model, not a curated record. NCBI's taxonomy places the organism in Eukaryota, Viridiplantae, Streptophyta, Magnoliopsida, Fabales, Fabaceae.
UAUAUAUGUACUAUCGAGCUGGAAUACAUACAUAGCAGUACUAGAAAAGAAGCUUCACUUUGAUCAAGAGGACAAAGACGAAGAAAAGGGUCAACUGAAAAUGGAAGCAGUGAAGGGUUGUCAUAAGGAAUUAGAAGCAAAAGCACAAGUAGUUGCAAAUGAUGUUGUCACAGAAACUGAACUAACCAAAAUCCGUCUUGUGAGAGCCUUUGUUGAAACACAAGAUCCAUCUUCUAAGGAGGAAGAUGAUUUGAUGAUUAGAAGAUUCUUACGAGCUCGUGAUUUAGAUGUGGAAAAGGCUUCAGCAAUGUUCCUAAAGUACUUGAAAUGGAGACAUUCAUUUGUUCCAAAUGGUUCCAUAUCUCUAUCACAGGUUCAUAGUCAAAUUGCAGACGACAAGGCCUUCGCCCAAGGACGGGACAAGAUUGGUCGACCUAUACUUAUUGCCUUCGGUGGAAAACAUUAUCAAAAGAAAGAUGGUCUAGAUGAAUUCAAACGUUUUGUAGUUUAUAUUCUUGAUAAACUAUGUGCAAGCAUGCCAGCUGGACAAGAGAAAUUCGUUGGUAUAGCAGAACUCAAGGGAUGGGGUUACUCAAAUAGUGAUGUGCGUGGAUACAUUGGUGCCCUCUCCAUUUUGCAGGAUUACUACCCUGAAAGAUUGGGAAAGUUGUUAAUUCUCCACGCACCAUACAUUUUUAUGAAAGUGUGGAAAAUAAUUUACCCGUUCAUUGACAACAAAACCAAGAAGAAGAUAGUAUUUGUGGAGAACAAUAAGCUAAAAUCAACACUUCUAGAAGACAUAGAUGAAAGUCAACUCCCUGAGAUAUAUGGUGGCAAACUGCAAUUAGUCCCCAUCCAGAAUAUCUAAUUAAACUUAUCAACACCGGGAAAUUAAUGAGACUAUAAGAAAAAAUAAUUCAAAUUUUAUUUUAUUUUUGUUUGCCUUUCUUUGACUAUUUUCUUUUACUCAUAUAU